Messenger RNA from Impatiens glandulifera, 2485 nucleotides. Its product is annotated as ATP-dependent DNA helicase Q-like 3. NCBI's taxonomy places the organism in Eukaryota, Viridiplantae, Streptophyta, Magnoliopsida, Ericales, Balsaminaceae. Gene Ontology annotation, cellular component: cytoplasm; chromosome. The record is from RefSeq and is a predicted model, not a curated record. Gene Ontology annotation, biological process: double-strand break repair via homologous recombination. Bases 150 to 2303 code for a protein of 717 amino acids. Gene Ontology annotation, molecular function: four-way junction helicase activity; nucleic acid binding; ATP binding. The transcript has 19 exons.
UGCUGAAAUUGUUAUUUUUUUUGGUUUCGAUUACUCAGAUCAGUUCCCGGCAAACAUCUCCUUCUCCUCAUUCAGCCGUUCAUUAUAAUUCGUCUCAUCUCGAUCGUUAGGAUAUACGUAUAAACCUCUCUAUCUCAAUCUUCAGAUAGAUGAAGAAAGCAUCAUUACCUCUGGAAAAUAUAUGUGGAAAUGGUGAUAGAAAGUACAAAAAGGAAGACUUGGUGAAACUUCUAAGAUGGCACUUCGGCCAUUCUGAGUUUAGGGGAAGACAGUUAGAAGCCAUUGAAGCUGUUCUAUCAGGAAGGGACUGUUUCUGUCUCAUGCCAACUGGUGGAGGCAAAUCAAUGUGCUACCAGAUUCCUGCUCUCGCAAAAAGAGGCAUUGUGCUUGUUGUAUGUCCUUUAAUAGCAUUGAUGGAAAACCAAGUCUUGUCAUUGAAGGAAAAGGGUAUUGCAGCUGAAUAUCUAUCUUCAGCACAGACUUCGCAAGUUAGAAAUAAGAUUCACGAGGACCUUGAGUCAGGAAAACCAUCUGUAAAGUUGCUAUAUGUAACACCAGAGUUGAUUGCAACACCAGGAUUUAUGGCAAAGUUAAAAAAGAUUCAUUCAAGAGGAUUGCUGAAUCUGAUUGCUAUAGAUGAGGCACACUGUAUCUCAGCAUGGGGCCAUGAUUUCAGGCCUAGUUAUAGGAAGCUUUCUUCCUUGAGGGAGCAUCUUCCACACAUUCCCAUGUUGGCCUUGACUGCUACUGCUGUUCCAAAAGUCCAGAAGGAUGUGAUGGAUUCUUUGUGGUUGCACAAUCCCUUAGUUCUGAAAAUGUCAUUCAAUCGUCCAAACAUAUAUUACGAAGUGCGGUAUAAAGAUCUUUUGGAGGACCAUUAUCUUGAUUUAUCUAAUCUACUCAAAUCUUGUGGAGAUGUUUGUGCAAUUAUCUACUGUCUUGAGCGCACAACUUGUGAUGACCUGGCUGCACAUCUAUCAAGAAAUGGAAUUUCAUGUUCUGCUUAUCAUGCCGGGUUGAACAACAAAUUGAGGAGUUCUGUCUUGGAUGAUUGGAUUUCAUCCAAGACACAAGUAGUUGUGGCCACUGUGGCUUUUGGGAUGGGAAUUGAUCGUAAGGAUGUCAGGAUGGUUUGCCAUUAUAAUAUUCCCAAGUCAAUGGAGUCCUUCUAUCAGGAAUCGGGAAGAGCUGGUCGAGAUCAAAUGCCUUCUAGGAGCGUUUUGUACUAUGGGAUGGAUGACCGAAAAAAACUGGAAUUUAUUAUUAAAACGGCAAAGAACAAAAAGGUUCAGUCUUCCAGCUGUGAGGAUGGCUCUACUAAGAAGUCCCUGGCUGACUUCCAUCAGAUGGUUGAAUACUGUGAAGAUUCUGGUUGUCGUAGGAGAAAGAUCCUCCAGAGUUUUGGGGAACAGGUAAAUUCAUCCAUAUGUAAUAAAACAUGUGAUACAUGUAAGCAUCCAAAAACAGUUUCCAAGUGUUUGGAGGAUCUCAAAGCAGUUAUUUCCUUUAGCUGCCAGAAUGGCCCUUCUAGAGUAUUUAUGAGCAGUUCUUCGGAUUUUAUAACAGGAGAAUCGGUAUCAGAAUUCUGGAACCGAGAAGAUGAAGCCAGUGGGUCUGAGGAAGACAUAUCAGACUCAGAUGGUAAUGAUGCAUUGGACAAACUGCCAAGAUCGAGCAUUCUAUCGAAAUCAAAAGUAAGUACCAAGAUCGAGUUGUUGCAGCGAGCUGAAGAGAAUUAUUACAGGAAUAAAGCUCCUGACAAGAAGUGUAACAAGAAUGAUAAGAAUGCCAUAUCUGAAUCACUAAGACAAGCUAGCAAGCAGAGACUACUGAAUGCCCUAAAUCAGACUCAGCAGCGGCUUGGCAGCUUAAACGUUGACCUGGAAACAUCAGCCGGCGCCUUUGAAAAACAAUGCUACGAUAAAUAUGGAAAGACAGGGAAAUCAUUCUAUUACUCUCAAGUGGCGAGUACUCUGAGAUGGCUAUCGACUGCAAAUUUGACAGAAUUGAUUGAUAAGCUUGGAAACAGCUGUGCAGCUGUGGUUAAAGAGCCUGAAAUGAAAACAUCCCCAUCUUUGGAUCAUCGGGAGGAGGAGGUGGAGGUGCUGCAAGUAGAGGAGAUCAAGGAGAAUCAUGCUGCAAACAUUAAUGCAUUCAGUGAAAUUUCUGAGCCUGCAAAACUUCCACUAAUUCCAUCAUUUUCAGAUUAUGUUAACAGCCUCAAGAAGAGAAAGGAGGAGACAAAAGAGUACUCACCCAGCCAAGAUCAUGGGAAUUGCCAGAGAAAACCGAGAUUGAUGUAGGCUGUGUCUUAAUGUCAAUUUUUUGAAGACAACGUGAUGUCCCUUUAUCGAAAACACUUGUUCGAAUUUUUUAGUAAUUUCUCAAUCAAAUUAUAUGAUUCAAAUAUAGUUUCACUAAGAGUUCAUUUUGAAACUGGGACAUUGUUCUUGAAAUUUUGGGUCAUUACAGAUCUUGUUUAAAA